Molecule: messenger RNA, 618 nt
Organism: Necator americanus (New World hookworm)
Lineage: Eukaryota; Metazoa; Nematoda; Chromadorea; Rhabditida; Ancylostomatidae
Exons: 1
Coding region: 1-618 (205 amino acids)
Source: RefSeq, a predicted model, not a curated record
AUGUUUAGGACAGCUGUAAGGGUGACAUCUUAUGUCCAGGAGCGGAUCGAUGCGGUUAACCUAGCGCAGCGGAUCGCAACCUCUAAUGGUUACAUUGUUGAUUCACCUCGUAGACCAGGUCUUAUUGCGCAGCGAGAUUAUGCCAAGAUGGAUGACUCCAGAAAGAUCAGUUUCUGCUUACCUUUCAUAACCGACUACCUGAGUAAGGCGAUAACGACCAGUCUGGUUAGGUGUGGUCUCGAUGACCAAGUGAGAGUUGUGGAAAUACCUCCCACAAUUCUCAAGAAGCAGUUAGUGCGAAAUAGAAUGUACGAUCGCAUUUGCCUGAUUCAAAACUGUGCAAUAUGUCCAUUUGGUAAGGCAGGCGACUGCAUGGUCUCUGGCGUAGUUUAUUUGAUUUCGUGCAAAACAUGCGGCGAGCAAUAUAUUGGCGAAACAGGGCGACCUCUUUGUGUUUGUAUUAAACAACAUCUAGAUGGGAUGAAGCAUUCAAACGCAGCAACGCAUCUCGGAACCCAUCGCAGAAAAUGUCGUGAAAAUGCUCGUUUCUGCAUAUCUGCCACGAUCCUAUCGUACAAACCCGAAAUUUUGACCCGCAGAAGUUUGGAGGCGUUUUGA